AUGCUCUCCGCCAGUGAACGCAAUCCGACUCCGGUCAUGGACCCAUCGCGCACCAAAGUCUCAGCGCUGAACCAUAACCACACCCACCACCACACAGUCCCCUCUGCCUCAGCACAACAACAACUCGCCAACUCCUCAAUGCCCCCGCAAUUCAUCCAGCACAUCUGGGUCGUCACCGGCCCCGCCGGCAGCGGCAAAAGCACCGUCGGCCGCUAUCUCGAGCAGGAAUUGGGCGUGCCCUUCUUGGAGGGCGAUGAUUUCCACCCCCCCGCCAACAAAGCCAAAAUGUCUACAGGCACCCCGCUCACAGACGCAGACCGCUGGGACUGGCUGAUCUCGCUGCGCAGCGCCGCAACAACACUACUGAGCACGCCCGUGCCCAUCCCAACGCCCACAAACCCCACGGCCACAGCAGCACCGCGCGGCGUGGUCGUCGCCUGCUCCGCGCUGAAGAAGAAAUACCGGGACGUCAUGCGCGUCGCGGCCUACGGGUCCCCCAAUGUGCACAUCCACUUCGUGUACCUGAAGCUUGAGGCGGAGACGCUGUAUGCGCGGGUCUCGGCGCGCCAGGCGCACUAUAUGAAGCAGAGUAUGGUUGAGAGUCAGCUGAGGGAUCUGGAGGAGCCGAGGGGGGACGAGUGGGAUGCGCUGACGGUGCCGGUUAAGGUGGAGAUGGGGAUGGGGGAUGUGCAGAGGGAGGUUAUGCUUGCUGUACGGGGAGUUGUGGAGGAGUAUGAGAAGGCUUCAUAG
Messenger RNA from Aspergillus mulundensis, 750 nucleotides. RefSeq names its product gluconokinase. The transcript is spliced from 2 exons. The coding region runs from base 1 to 750 and encodes 249 amino acids. Lineage: Eukaryota; Fungi; Ascomycota; Eurotiomycetes; Eurotiales; Aspergillaceae. Gene Ontology annotation, molecular function: gluconokinase activity. The record is from RefSeq and is a predicted model, not a curated record. Gene Ontology annotation, cellular component: cytoplasm.